AUGUCAGACGAAGAGAAUCAAAAGGUUCAACAAAUAAAUAUCUUCCUUGACUCAAUUGGCUGGGGGAAAUACUCAACUUUUAAUUUUAUCGUAUGUGGAGGAGCUUGGUUUUCAAUAACUUAUUUGAGCACCGCAGUUUCAUUUCUAAUGAGAAGCGCUAAAGACGAGUGAGAUCUGGAGUCUUAUGAAGUCGGUUUAAUUAAUACAGCUCAUAUGUCAGGAAUUUUUCUAGGCUCUGCAAUUUUAGGCUUAAUAGGAGAUCGAUAUGGAAGAGUUUACGCUUUUAAAAUCUCAGGGAUUAUGAGUGUAAUUGGAGCAUUGCUGUUGACUUUUUCACAGAAUUACGCAAUGCUAAUACCAUUUACACAGCUGACAAUAAAUAAAAAAAAAAUUUUUUUAGCCAAAAGUAAUUUUUAAAUAAAAUUAAGACUUGAUUUUUCAAUCUUGAGGCUAAUUUUCUUUAUAUAGCAUACUUUUUAUAGAAGGUCUAGGAGCUGGAGGAGAACUAGCAACAGGUGGCCCGUCUUAUCUUGAAGCAUGCCCACCUAAAAAAAGAUGAACUUUAGUCCUCAUUUCAGCUUGCUGAAUAGUCGGAGCAAUCGGGGCAUCUCUAAUUGCUUUGAUCUUUACAGUAUCUGGAUUUUUUGACAUAGAAAUCUGAAGAAUCGUCACUUUUUGUGGCGCGAUUAUAGAGUUUAUUAAUUGGGUUCCCAGGUUAUUUUUAUAUGAAUCUUCAAGAUAUCUAUUGAUUCACCAUAGAGACGAUGAAAGUGAAAAGGUUUUAUGGUAAAAAACAUAUAGCAACAUUGCAAGAAUAAACAGAUCAGACAUUAAGCCAAAAUUCGAGGUACAAAUCGAAGAGUCAAGGCUUAGUGAAUCUUUAAAAGGUGAAGGGACUAGAGAAAGGCUUGUCCAUAAAGCAAAUACUAAGGAUUCUCUGAAAAUGAUACUAGGGAAAAAAUACAUUAAAUACACAUUACUUUUUACGUUUGUAAAGAAUAUAUAGACACUUAUGCUGGUAGAAAUCGCUUAUAGCACAAUGGCGUCAUUUAUGCCUAUAUUUUUGGACAAAGUAGGAGGGAAAGUGUCAGGGGAUACACAAUUAUAUUAUACUUUAAUUAUUCAACAGUCUGUAGGUAUUCCUGGGAUCUUUUUGUCAACUUAUCUUGUAGAAACAAGGCUGGGGAGAAGAUGGACAAUUUCUAUAUCAUUUUUGAUUAUGGGGGUUCUUAUAUUUUUAUUUUACAGCGCAGACAGCUAUCCACUCCUUGUAGUAUUUUCUUCACUGAUGUUCUUUUUUAACUAUUUAGGCUAUUCUGCACUAUAUACAAUGAUAGCUGAGUUUUUUCCUACAGAAGUCAGAUCAAUCGCUGUAGGAUGGACUAAUUCUUGGAAUAAAUUCGCAGGUGUUGUAACGCCAGCAAUAAUUGGAGUACUUUUAGGAAUGCCUGGAGGGCUAACCAUAUCUAUUCUUAUCUGUUCUAUCGGAAGUAUCUCCUCUGGUCUUCUCUGUAUGAAAUUACCAGAAACCAAAGGUGCUGAAUUAGGCUAA
Blepharisma stoltei is the source of this 1552-nucleotide messenger RNA. The record is from the annotation of a GenBank genome assembly. NCBI's taxonomy places the organism in Eukaryota, Ciliophora, Heterotrichea, Heterotrichida, Blepharismidae.